Ostreococcus lucimarinus CCE9901 is the source of this 645-nucleotide messenger RNA. RefSeq lists its product with no specific name. The coding region runs from base 1 to 645 and encodes 214 amino acids. The transcript has 2 exons. The record is from RefSeq and is a predicted model, not a curated record. NCBI's taxonomy places the organism in Eukaryota, Viridiplantae, Chlorophyta, Mamiellophyceae, Mamiellales, Bathycoccaceae.
AUGUGUAACGACGAACCGACGCCUGAUGGUUUGCUUCGCUCGGACUCCUUGCUCAGUCCGGCUUGGCGAAUGAUGCUGCUGUCGGAUGGUUCGGUGACGCGUCACUUAAAGCUGCUCACCGGGCGUGCUGAUGUUAAAACGGAUGUCCUGUGGCAGGGUAAGAUCGAUCUCGACCACCGAGGUGCGCGCGAGAUCGGCGUUCCGGACGACGUCCACAAGCGACUCCUCGCCGCGUCUUCGGGCACGCUCCUACAACGCGAGGUGGACCUGUGUGAUGCACACGGUGAUCCGCUGUGUUACGCCGCGAGCUGGUGGAACACGAACACCUCCGAUACGAUCGUCCUCGACACCGACGCCGAUAACGCGUACGGUGCGCUCGAUCGUCCGGUAUGGCUCAAACUCGCCGAGGACAAGACGGAGCUCUUUCGCGAAGUCCGCCGCGUCUACCGCGGUCAAUCCGAGCGCCUAUCCUCAGCCUGGGGCCUUCCCACCGACACCUACUUCUGGGGUCGUCACUACAUCUUCUGGCUCGCUCGCAAACCGCUGUGCGUGAUCCACGAAGUCAUGAGUCCCGCGCUCGAGACGUACCUCGGCCCGGCCGCGCCCGCGCCUCGCGCGCGUCGCGCGCGCUCGCGCCGAACCUAA